GUUCUGAAUUUUAUUAAUACGCGCUCCCUUGGAAGGCGCCCAUGCCCACCACCAACCUUAAAAAAUUUUGCGCUUGCCGUAUAAGAAGGCCACCCUCCCAUCUGUCGUGCCCAGGCGCUCGUCUUCAGUUCGCUACACACCUUUAUACUUUUAUAUACACCUGCUCUAUAAUAUCCAAGCCAGCACAGCUUUAUUCACGAUGGGCAGGAUCAGAAACGGCCUCCUUUCAUUCGUCUUUGGCAGAGACCAGAGCAGCGCCAGCAGCACGCUCUGCGAUACCCCUAGCCAGCCCACAAAUCGCCGCAACUACAGGCCGUCGCGCCGGGACAGCCCGAUGGCUGACGAGAAGAAGCCGCAGACAGGCCGCGGCAAGCAGCAGGUUGCGUGCCUGCCAGCAUCGGCUUCUCACGGCCCGUUCAUACAAUCAAACAUCUAUCGCAACCACGACCGGCAGUUCAUCUGUAUGAACCACACCCGCAUCUACAAGACGUUCGCAUCGAACUCGCUGGUUGCGCUGGAGGACGAGGGCGUUGGUCGCCUCAAAGGCAUAUUUGACGUCUGGCUCACGAGGACUGGCGAGACACCAUGCGACAAAUUGGGUGGAUUCUUUGCGAUUGGCAUGGUUGCAGCAAACGAGCUUGAGGGAAAUAUCGUCACUGAGGGGAAAUCAUACCUGCAUACCCUGCGCAAACACGAUAUCACAUGCUUGUACACUGGCUCCGGGCUCAAGCGCGGCUGCAAGGUUAUCAACGACACUGCCGCGUUCACAGGCACCGAGCUCUGGAUCAAGGGCAGUGCGCCCAUCUCCGGUCCAUGGAUCCAGACCAUGCAUGUCAGCCCCUCGGACCGGUACAACAAGCUUUGCCAAAUCGCGGGACCGAUGCCAGACUACAACAAAUUGUACAACACAACGCGGGAUUUGGUGACGAAGCCCAAUCUUUCGUCUGCAUCUAGCUGGUCGGGCGUAUUUGAGCUCGACAGCGACGUGUACAUCUAUGUGUGCCGUCUGGCGCAGUGCUCCAGCGUUGAAUAUACGGCCAAGGACCCUGGGUCGCGCGGCCUUACGCCGCCUGCCUACAACAUGACCAAGCUGCGGCGGGCCACCACGCUGCAGGCUGACCAUCGCGCGCUGUACAGAGUUGUGUUCCCGCAGCCCGGAUCCAUCCAAGCCGAGAGUAUCCACCGCCAAACGUCGCGUGACCAUGAAAACAGUCUCCAGUACCGCAAAGCGCGCAGCAAGAAGCGCAGCGUAUACAUCCAUGUCACAAGCACCUAUGACAAGGACGGAAUCGCUGGUCGGGGCGGCGGUAAGCUGUACCUCCCUGGCGACGUCACCAUCUCCAACGGUGAUGGCAUCAACAUGAUCAACAUUGUACCGGGAACAAAGUUUUCGAUCAAGAGCGUUGGCUUUGACCGGGCAGAGUUCCUACUUAUAGACAUGCCAAGCACCGAGGAAGAUGCGUACAGUGUAUAGCACGGCCUCUAUUUCCAAAAUUGUUUCUCUAUAUAAUCAAUAGCCCUAAUGUUUGCCAUGCCAUACAACUCUACCGUUGCUAGAAAUCAUUGUGACAACCCUCGGUACGGCAUUGCUUUCAAAUAUUAUGUCUGCG
This is a messenger RNA of Linderina pennispora, 1610 nucleotides long. RefSeq lists its product as uncharacterized. The coding region runs from base 200 to 1474 and encodes 424 amino acids. NCBI's taxonomy places the organism in Eukaryota, Fungi, Kickxellomycota, Kickxellomycetes, Kickxellales, Kickxellaceae. The transcript has a single exon. The record is from RefSeq and is a predicted model, not a curated record.